This is a messenger RNA of Stegodyphus dumicola, 5993 nucleotides long. RefSeq lists its product as uncharacterized. Gene Ontology annotation, cellular component: cytoplasmic stress granule. The record is from RefSeq and is a predicted model, not a curated record. Gene Ontology annotation, molecular function: metal ion binding; mRNA binding; RNA stem-loop binding. Gene Ontology annotation, biological process: nuclear-transcribed mRNA catabolic process, deadenylation-dependent decay; ubiquitin-dependent protein catabolic process; protein polyubiquitination. Lineage: Eukaryota; Metazoa; Arthropoda; Arachnida; Araneae; Eresidae.
UUAAAUGGAAUUCCUCAGAAUACUGUGUUAAGCAGACCGAUGCAAAAGAAGUUAGUAACACUCAUCAAUUGCCAACUUGUUGAAGAAGAAGGUAGAACACGGGGAAUGAGAACAGCAAGAUCUUUGGGUGAACGUUCUGUUACAGAAUUAAUACUGCAGCAUCAAAAUCCCCAGCAGUUAUCUGCGAAUUUGUGGGCUGCAGUAAGAGCUAGAGGUUGCCAAUUUUUAGGUCCAGCUAUGCAAGAAGAAGUGUUAAAACUUAUUUUGCUGACACUAGAAGAUGGAUCAGCAUUAUCUAGAAAAGUUUUGGUAAGAUUUGUUGUGCAACGCUUAGCUCCUCAUUUUCCACAAGCAUCUAAAACUAGUAUAGGCCAUGUUGUUCAGCUGCUAUAUAGAGCAUCUUGUUUCAAGGUUUCUAAACAUGAAGGUGAUUCGUCAUUGAUGCAACUGAAAGAAGAGUUUUGUGUGUAUGAAGCACUUAGGAGAGAGCAUGAUGCCCAGAUAGUGCAAAUAGCAACUGAUGCAGGAUUACGUAUUGCUCCAGAGCAGUGGUCCUCACUUCUGUAUGGUGAUACAGCUCACAAAUCUCAUAUGCAGUCUAUUAUUGAUAAGUUGCAAACACCUCAGUCAUUCUUGCAGAGUGUUCAGGAAUUAGUCAUCGCACUUCAACGGACUGGCGAUCCUGGAAAUUUAUCUGUUUUAAGACCACAUUUGGAAUUACUAGCUGGUAUAGAUCCAGGUCCAGAUACACCACCACCUUCAUGGAAAGAUUUGAAAAAUGCUCAAGAAGCUACAAAGAUUGUUGUUAAAGGACUGGUAGAAUUUCUGCAAAAUUUUGGUAAUCGUAAGCUGCAUGAAGACAGACCAAACUUGAAUACAAAAUAUAAAACAAGUAUGUGUCGAGAUUUAACACAGCGUGGAAGUUGUCCUCGUGGUACUAGUUGCACGUUUGCUCACUCUCAAGAAGAGCUGGAUAAGUUUAGAACAAGAAAUAAACGUAGUUUUGGAAGUUUGAGUUCCGGGCCAAGUGCAAGAAGUGUUGUUUCUGAUAAUUCUACUGGCAAGCCAAAAGAUAAUGUUGUAUCUUCAAAUAGUUCUUUGUCAGUUAAUGUAAACAGUCAUGGUACUUCUGAAGCUCUGAUAUCAUCAAUAUGUGGAGCAUCAAAUGAUUCUUUUGUUGGACAGUUCAUUUCAGAAAGUUUUUCUUGUGCUGUUACUGACACAGUCGUAGAAAGCUCCAGCAUUCAUUUCUGCAACUCAAAAAUUAGUGGCAGAUGCAGUGUUUCUGAUCCUUGCACUGAGUUAGGUAUUCAUCCUUCCUCCCAGACAGUUCAUAUACUUAAUCCAGAUUCUCCAGCAUUUCAGCCAUCACCAACAAAAUCAUCUCUUCUCCCUAAGCAUUCGUCCUAUCAGACACUAACUACGACUACCGUUUGCUCAUCUUUUUCAUCUGCUGUCCUCAGUGCUAUUCCAACUACAGUUACAAGUUUACCUACUACAAAAUGGAAGUUAAAUGAAAUGUGCCAAUCUCAGCAACUUGUGCAAAAUACUUCAAGCUUUCCUACUGAUGCUCUUGCAUUAUCAACAUCUUCACUGUCUAUAAGCCAUAUUAUGACUACUGUGCAGUCCAAAAGUUCUCCAUCUACAUCUAAGCCAAGUUUGAAUACUCAGAGACUAGAAUGCCAGUCAUUAGCUGCUCUUCAGCAGAGAAGAAAGCAGUUGUUGGCUCAGUUGAGUGUUACUAAAUAUGCAAACCCUCCGUCUGAAAACGGAGUAUUUCCUCCUUCCAAUACUGAAAUGAUGUUAAAAGCUGUGGAAGAUAGUAAUGCAGUAUCAUUUUAUUCACCAUGGACCUCUGCAAAUAUUUUUUCUUAUGGCCCACCUUCAUCAAACUGCAACAUAAGCAGUUACUCGUCUGUAAAUCCUGACUACGAUGAAGUAAUUUCUCCUGGAUCUGAAGUCGAGGUGGAGAACAAUUUAUUUGAAAUGAACUAUUGCCAUAGCUGUCCUUUAUUCUGCCCAUCAGAAAAAGAUGAAUUUAUUCCUUUUGAUCCACCAUUGGUUUCCAAAUAUGGUCCAAUAUCAAGGUGCUCAAAGAGUCUCAUACGGGGUCCUAUGCCUAUUCAAGUUAAUGCUGUCUCUCAGAUGGGAGAACUUACUAGUCCGACAUCUGUUGUAAGGCAUCCUUUGCCAUCAGCAUCGUUUGCUCCAUCAUUUUAUGCUGCGACUUCGCCAAUUCCACUGGCAAUAAUAUCUGAACAGCAUUUGCCAAUUAUCGAUUCUGCCUCAGUUAUAGUUCCUGUUGCUGUGUGUCCUCCAGAAGAAACAGAUGUGAUAAGAAUGAAUGACAUGGAGAGUUUUAACUCAGCAGAGAAUCAUAUACAGAACAAUAUAUAUGAAUUGCAGCAGAUGAAUGAAGUUGAACCAAAUAUGGAUCUUUUGAGAGAAAGAUUGUGGGAAAUAGAAGAAACAAUUCAAGAGAAAGAGCAAGCAAUGGCUAAGCCUGGUAUGCAUUAUACUGGACACUCAUUGAAACAGAAGUACAAUUUUAAAACCGGUGGAACAGUGCCUACAUCCAUUGGACCAUGGCCAUCUCAAACUCUGGAAAACUUUCCUGUAAAAAAUACUGAGGCUGAUUAUGAAAAUAAAGUUGGGAAAGAAAUAAAUGAUGUAGGCCAACAGUGGUUAGAAGUUUUAUGUCUGGAAGAAGAUGAUGUGUGGAUAGAAGAAAAUAAUGAAUCUCCAAAGACGCAGGACAACUAUCAAACAUUGAACUGUUAUUAAGAAAUUAGUGUUUCUUCCAAUUUUCAUACCUGGCUUCCAUAUGAAUGAAUAUCUGUUAUUUAGAAUUAUUAAAAAUAUGAAAAUCAAAUAUGCAUUAUAUUAUUCAUCCAUUUUCACAUAUUUCUGCUUUUGGUUGUAUCAUCUUCUAUGCAUAUAUAAACUGGUACUGGAAAGAGUUUGAAAAUGUAAUUUUGUUGUUUAUUUAGCAUUUAUUGAUUAGACUAAUUCUGUGUUGCCAUCUAUGUUGCAAUAAAAUAUUUAGCCUAAACUUUUUCAAAUUAUUAUUUAAUUCUGGUUCUUGAUCAAAAGGCACUGAGAGUGUUCCUGUUUUUAAAGCAGAAAUUUGUAUUCAUAAUCUGAAGCAUGUUAAUUGCAUACAUCUUGCAGAUAUUUGAAUUGUAUUCCCAUGUUUCUGCUUUGUGGAGUGCAGUGUGUAUAAAAAUACUACUAAUUUACAUAUCAUUUUGGUAUUUCUACUUACUGCAUUAUUUGUAUUUUUAAUAAUAUCCUUAAAAAAUGUGACUUAUUACUUCACCCCUGCUUUAAUAUUGGCAUUAUUAAUAUAGCAUCAGGAAAUUUUGAAAAUUUUAGUUCAUCUUGUUCCUUUGCUUUUUCAGAAAGACGGCUAAUUUUUAAUUAAAUAAUUCAGCACUUUCUGAUUAUGCACGCCCCUUACCGAAAAGCCAGUAACUCAUUGCCGACUAAUUUUUCACCAACCUAAUGCAUGAAAGGCAACUACUAUUUUCAAAAUUGUGGCAUGCAAAAAUUCCAUGCAAGAGUAAUCAAUUAGUCAAACUGAAAAAGUUAAAAACAUAGGUAAUAAAACAUGUUUUUCAAGAAAUUCUUCUUUUUUGCACUAUUAUUCUUCCCACAUAGAAAGCGAUCUGUUUUCCCAUUAAACUCGAUUCCAUACAACUUCUGUAUUGCUCACCAGUGAAAAUAGAUGUUCGCUACGCACAGAUUUGGGUUGCUACAUAAAUACCUUUUGGUAACAUUGUGGGUUGCCACAUAAAUAUUUUGGCAACAUAAUGCUUUGCCUCAUGAAUACUUCUUUAUGAAUUUUCAGUAGGGAUGUGGAUAAUCAGAAAGUACAUAUUUUCAUAACUUUAAGUCACUUAUAUGAAAACAUCAAGAAAACAUUUAUUACCAUAUUUAAACAUCAAGUAAUCAAAUGUUUACUUAAAGUUUUCAGUAAUUACAAUAGCUUUUGUAUGUAUAAAUAUUAACAUUAUGGAUAAUCAUCUGUGUAUAGUAUAUUCUGAAAAUUUUAUAAAACAAGUUUCAUGAGUAUUGACGGUAUAUUUGAGAGCAUUUAAUAUACAAUUAAAAUGAACAUAUUAUUUUUAAGAAGAAUUACAAAAGUUUUAAAAAGUAAAAUAAUACUUGCAUUUUGAGUUGCUGAAAAUGUGAUAUAAUUUAGAAUUCUGUGAUAUCUUACUUUCAUGAAAAUCCUGUACAUUAACCCCCUGAUUUAAAUAUGUAAUGCAUUUCAUAACCUUUACAUAAAAAUUUGAUUUGCGUAAAUUCAAGUUUUGGAAUUGUUCACUCUGUAUAAGGAAACCGCAAUAUUUAUUAUUAUUAUAUGUAUAUAUCUGUUUAUAUAUGUCUAUUAUUUAACUAUAUUGCUUUGUGAAUGAAACAUUGCCAUAUGAGUGGCUGAAUAAUUAAAACCACUGAAUAUGGUUACAUUACACAGCCCAGGUUCAAAAAGUCUGGCUGCAAGAUUGGUUUUCCUGAUUUUCUCCAUGUGUAGUGAAAAUAUGAGCAUUUCCCUUAAAAUGGCCUCCAUGAAGGCAUCCAUCUCUUUAGACAGAUAGCAAUCACGUGCUUUGCCAUAUUCAAAUAACUUAAACAUUAUGCAGCAGUAUUUAUUCAGAUAUAAACUGCAAAAAUAAUGUAAAAACAAAGUAAAUAGCUUUUUUAAAUUUAAAAAAAAAAGUCUUGUGUCUGUUAAUUUGGCUGUGUAUUGAAGGAGUUGGCAUUGAAGAUAAGUGGUUGUGAAGAGAAGUGCUGUUCUCUGGCAACCUGUACUCCUCAUUGCGGUAGAGAAUGAGUAGUAGUCAGGGUUGUAAGAGUUAUCAUCUUGACAUUGCUACAACUGGCAUCUUAUAAACAUGUCUAGAAUAGAUUGUGUGGUCUUGUAUUAUCACAUACUUCUUAUCAUCAUGGAAUGCUAGACAUAUUGAAAUAGGUACAGCUGCUAGAGUAUUUUCAGUUAUUUAAAAGUAAACUCUAACAGUUUCAGCAGCAAACUCUUAACAGUAAUAAUAAUAAUAAAAAAAAUUUUUAAAAAAAUGUGCUUAAACUAACUGCAGAAUAUUGCUUAAAUGUAAGAAAUAUGGGCAGGGAAAGGUGAAAUUAUUUACAGAAUCCUUAUUUUUAACUGGUAGGUUUCAGUUUGAAUGUUGUGGCUUUUGCACACUUAUAUAAUUGCAAAUUCAUGUAAGUGAUUUAUUACGUAAAUCAGGAGGUUACUGUAACAUAAAUUUGGUACAAAUGCGACAUCAUAAAAGAAAAUUAAUGGAAAAUUAUUCAGUUCAUUCUGUCAAGAAUACAUCUAUCAUCAUUUCCUGAAAUUUUCAGGAAUGUUGCACAUUAUUAGCAUUAUCCAAUAUGUUCUUUUAAGAAAAAUCUAUGAUCAUUUCCUGAUGUUCCCAGGAAUCUUGGAGAGAAUUUUAACAAAUAUUUAAAAAUUAUAGUUAAAAGUUUAUAAUUGGUGUAUUUCAGAAUGUCUCCUUUUAAUUAGGUUGCAUCCUUAUUUUAUGUAUCACAUUACCAUUGUGAAGUAUUAUGUGAUACCUGUGCAGACACCAAAAAUUAUGUUGUCAGUUUGUUAAUCUGUAAUGAAUUGCUGUGUUAUAACAGUUUCUAUUUUGAUGAAACAUAUUGGACGUAAUUAUUUGAAGAUGAAUUUCUAAUAAUGUGAAAACUUUAAUGUUAUAUUUAUUCGUUAAAAUUUACAUUAAAUUUUAUAUUUUAGGAUUUUGGUGGAAAUGAACUUUUGAGCAUUUUUAAUGUAUUUCCCUGUGUGUGGUGACUUGGUGCGUAUGCUGUAAACUAAAAAAUGUCACGCUUAUAAAUAUGAAAGAUUUCUGCCAGAAUUCUAUGCAAUCAUUAACUUUGUUUAAAAAGUUUUAAAUGGAUCUUUUAUGAUCUUUUAUGUAUAUAUAAUUUAUUGAGCUAUAAAAUAAAGCUAAUUUGAAAAUGCA